AAAUUCUCAUUAAUUUUUUGUCCAUCUUUUUUUACAUCUAUAAGUUCCAAGUUAUAUUUUCCAUUCAUCAGAAACAAAGGAAAAGAAAAAAAAAAUAUGGAAGAAAAAAUUAAUUUCCUCUUCAUUGUUAUAAUUUUCAGCCUGUUGGUCCAAGGUAUGGGGCAGUGCUCAUUGAAGGAUAUGAGCUUAAACCAAACCAAGGUGAAUAAGUUUGUGAAGAAUAAUAAUAGUAAUAGGCCAGUAUGGAAAGUGACAAUCACCAAUAAUUGUUACUGCUCUCAAUCAAACAUCAAAAUUGCUUGUACCGGGAUUCGAACCCUGAAAGAAGCUGUUGAUCCCCCAAUUUUGAAGAUGGAAAAGGGUAAAGGAGUGGUGAAAAAUGGAGAGCCAAUUUAUCCAUAUACUUCUGUGAAGUUUACCUAUGCUUCUAGCUCACCACUUCAGUUCAAGCUACUUUCUUCUCAAGUUGCAUGUUCUUAGAUAUUAUGGUCAUAUGUUGUUAAGCUAAUAUAUGUACGUUGUUUUUAAGAAAAUAGAAGGCUAGUGCAGUUGGCUAGCUCACUGACUACCAUGCGUGACUCGUGAGGUUAGGGAUCUCACCAAGCUCGACUUUUUUGGAUCCUUUCUUCCGAUGAUAGGUCUUCUAAUUUUCCAAAAAUAAAUAAAAUGUAUGUUUAGGCUUAGGUAAUUAGGUUUCUCUUCCUUGUAUUUAAUGAUUAUUGAUACUCGUUUGUGAGUUUCAAUUCUACUCCUGUUUGUACUUUUGUUGUAGGUGAUGUAAACGUUCAUUCAUGAAUGUACUUUCCCUUUGUUUUUCUUUUUAAUUUGAGUUAGUGGAUAUGAAGUUUGUUGCAUAUU
Chenopodium quinoa (quinoa) is the source of this 858-nucleotide messenger RNA. RefSeq lists its product as uncharacterized. The transcript has 2 exons. Gene Ontology annotation, biological process: cell fate determination. Lineage: Eukaryota; Viridiplantae; Streptophyta; Magnoliopsida; Caryophyllales; Amaranthaceae. The record is from RefSeq and is a predicted model, not a curated record. The coding region runs from base 97 to 480 and encodes 127 amino acids.